Molecule: messenger RNA, 1543 nt
Organism: Cyprinus carpio (common carp)
Lineage: Eukaryota; Metazoa; Chordata; Actinopteri; Cypriniformes; Cyprinidae
Product: zinc-alpha-2-glycoprotein-like
Biological process (GO): immune response
Cellular component (GO): external side of plasma membrane
Source: RefSeq, a predicted model, not a curated record
GGCACUGUAAAGCUGCGUUGAAAUGAUCUGUAUUGUAUAAGAAAUAAAGCUUGACAAUACAUGACCAUAGGAAUGAAGACAAACUUGUUUUUGAUUUUAUCAAGCGAGUUACAGUUUAAUAUACAUACAGGGUGCAUGUUUGAAAUAUAAACAACAAGAACAAUAGGGUCUGUUUUAAACAUUUUUAAUAUACAUAAGUGUGGGAACAUACAGUAUGUGUAACAUAGUUGUAUAUGCAAGGCUGAACUACCUCCUAUCUUUCUUUUAAGAACUGAUAAACAAGUACAUGGUGCACCUGGGAACUGAAAGCAUGCCAACACUUGUUUAGACAGACAGGAAGAUUUAUGCAGUUGUGAUUUAUGUGUUCGUCGCCACUUCUUCUCUUAUCGUGGCUCACUUCUCAUCUGACUCUUGACUAGACAAGACAUUAUUUAAAGAGUCUUCAUCUCCACUCCGAACUCCCCGUCUCUUCAUUCCUGAUUCAACAUAAGAAUGAUCUUGUCCAUUUUUUUAUUAUGUUAUCCUUUUCUAAGUGAUGCGAGGCAAGAGAAACACUUCCUCCAUUACAUGUUUACGGUCAUGAUAAAGGAAAAUACAUUACCUUUGUUCAGCGCUGUGUGUGUGUCUGAUGACAGACAGAUCAAACACUACAAUAAUGAAGAAAGAGUUUGGAAAAGAUCCCGUCAGACUGCAGAUGACUGGACCAGUGCUCCUGAAGCACCACCUGAGUCUAGAGACUGGUUCAUACAUCAGUUAAACACUCUGUCAAACUGCUCAGACUCACAGUGUUCUGAGCUCCAUGUUCUUCAGAGAAUAAUUGGUUGUGAACUGGAGAAACUUCCCGAUGGAUCAUUUAAUCUGAGAGCAUUUGAUGAAUAUGGAUUUGAUGGAGAGGAUUUUAUUACCUUUAAUUCUGACACUCUGCAGUGGAUUGAUAAAAACCCCAAAGCCAAAGAAACCAAAAUGAAAUGGAGUCGUCAGACAGAACACAACCAGUUCAUAAAGAAAUACCUCAAGACCUGCACUGACUGGAUCUCCACCUUUCACAGCAGAAAAAUAACUCCACCAGAUGUUCAUGUCUUGGUGCCGAAAGUUUCUGAUGAUCGAAGUAAGCUGGUUCUGAGCUGUCUGGCCACUGGUUUCUACCCCAGAGAUAUUGAGAUGAACAUCAGGUGGGAUGAGUCCGUUCUUGAGAACCAAACAUCAUCUGGAAUCAGACCAAAUGCUGAUGGAUCCUUUCAGAUGAGAUCCAGUGUAGAGACUGAUGCAGAUCACAAAGGGUUUUAUGACUGUGUGGUCAUUCACAGCAGUCUGACUCAGACACGACCGCUUUUAACAGUGUGGACCAUAUAUAACCAUAUAUUUAGUGCAGAAUCUCUAUGGUCUGUUAUAGCAGGAAUAGCAGCAGCCCUGGUUAUAUUUCUCCCUGUGAUUGGUUGCUGCAUCAAUCAGAAAAUGUCAAAAGCUCUGAUGUGAAGUUACCCAAUUAUGUUGGAGGGAUUGUACAGAUCCCCAGUCCAGUGAGUUAGAGUAUAUAUAUAUA